CUCAAAAAAGGAAUUAAAAAUUGAUUGUGGUUGCAACAAAAUGAAACAUCAACAAGUUGUUGUGGAUUAUUGGACGAUGUUGAAAACAUCAAUUACCUGCUUACUAUUGGCCAUUUCAGGAUAUGUGUUAAUUAAGAUGGUGCAAACAAUAUUUUUCCUACCCGGCUAUUUGAAAAAUAAUCAAAAACGCCUUGAAGAGUUGGCUGCCAAAUACAACUUGGAUUUGGAUAAAGAGCUUGCCGAGGCAGAAAAAGAAAUCAAUGAUAGGGAGAAUGUUGAAGACAACAAGGACAACCCAUCAGCCGAUUCUACCAGCAUCGAGUCCGAGCCAAAGAAGGAUAAAUAGUCACAAACGAACCUUUUUUCAUUUUAUUGCAAUUUUACAAUAUAUCUAAAACUACUGUGUAUUUGUAAAAAUUAA
Molecule: messenger RNA, 421 nt
Organism: Musca domestica (house fly)
Lineage: Eukaryota; Metazoa; Arthropoda; Insecta; Diptera; Muscidae
Exons: 2
Coding region: 41-346 (101 amino acids)
Source: RefSeq, a predicted model, not a curated record